AUGCCCUUGUCAAGCGAUAUCCCCAUGGGCCAGGACCCAAUGGACGCCAACGGCCAAGUUCUGGAGCCCUUUACUGUGGAGCAAAACAUUCAGCAGCUAAGCGACAUGGACAUGUCGAUUGCUCAGCUCAUGAACCAUACCGCUACCGCACUGGAUGCCCUCACGAUCCCGACGUCAAAUGCCUCACCGCGAGGCGGAGAUGCCCCGUCAUUGGACCCGCCAGCGCAAAAGCAAGCUUUCAAGUCAGCGACAGACUCCUUCCUCACAACGCUACAUGGCAUCGAUGUACGGAUGAAGCGGCAAAUCAUGGCUUUGGAGGAGGCUGGAAUUGCGGAUUUGUCACCCGCCUCACGGCAAGAUCCCAAGGGCGGUUCCAAGGCGCCGUCGCUCAAACCAAACGGACUGGGCACCGUGGGCAACUUGGACGUGGGCUGGUUGAAUAGCAGAAGCACAAGAGUCGAGUGCGACAUGGAGGCCGAAUUGUGGAGGGAAGCCAGCGACUUUUUGCAAAAGCAGACGAAUCAUCGUCGUGACUCGUAG
Ustilaginoidea virens is the source of this 540-nucleotide messenger RNA. RefSeq lists its product as uncharacterized. The record is from RefSeq and is a predicted model, not a curated record. Gene Ontology annotation, biological process: regulation of transcription by RNA polymerase II. Gene Ontology annotation, cellular component: mediator complex. Gene Ontology annotation, molecular function: transcription coregulator activity. The transcript has a single exon. Lineage: Eukaryota; Fungi; Ascomycota; Sordariomycetes; Hypocreales; Clavicipitaceae. The coding region runs from base 1 to 540 and encodes 179 amino acids.